Symbiodinium pilosum is the source of this 2106-nucleotide messenger RNA. The record is from the annotation of a GenBank genome assembly. Lineage: Eukaryota; Dinophyceae; Suessiales; Symbiodiniaceae.
AUGGCAGUGAGCGUGAGCAAGAGUGCCGACUUCCUUACAGUCUUCAGAUGCAAGAGGCUUGCAGUCAAGCUGUCGAUUCUGACUCCUCCGAGCCGGAUGGGAAGCUUCACAGGCUUGUCUGAGCAGGUCAGCGAAGACCAUGCCAGACAGCUCCAGGAACAGGGAUGGUUCGUAAUAGAUGAUUUUUUGAGUGAAGAUAUGGCAGUGAAUCUGCGAAGUGAAGCUGAGCAAGCUUCAGCUGCUGGUAAGCUUUUGGCCCAUCGCUUCCAGUUUGGCUCUGGUACAUUUACCAAGCCACAGAUUUAUGAAGCUGACCUCCACGAUGAGACGCUUCAUUCCGUACUGCCAACUUAUACCGAACUGCUGUUCGAUGAGUCUUUAUGCAAACGUCUCGACCAGCUUUUGCCAGGCCUUGAGUUGGAGAACGGGCCAAAGGCCAAAACCGUAAAGUUGCAACGCAACUGUGGCGAAGGUGGAUGCUUCCCAUGUCACUAUGACAACAGUGGCCCACCCAGCAGGCGGAGCAUCACAUGUUUGGUCUAUCUAAAUCCGCUCUGGCGAGAAGGCCAUGGUGGCGAGUUGGUGUUGAUGCCUUUCCUGAUGCCUCAAGUUGUGAUACAACCGCUCAUGCGGCGUGCUGUGUUCUUUCGAAGUGAUUUGGUUUUGCACUCCGUGCGGCCAGCGUCUGCCGAAAGAUUUUGUUUCACAAUCUGGUUCGACAGCGCAUCCACCAAUCGAAGUUCCGAUUGCAAUUUGACCGCAAAGCUCUUGCGUGAGGAGCCGGAAGUUGUCCAGGUGCUGCAAAAGACUGCGGUGCAGCGGGCAAUUUCGCGCGCAGUGUACGCAGAAGAGUAUGAAGACUCGCUAGCGGCAUGCAUGUCGCGGGCAGCCGGUCAUGAUGAAAUGCUUCAGGCACACCAGCAGCAUGUGAGACAGCAAAUGGAGCACCCACAGUUGGGACCCUUCAUUCUGUUCUUGCGAGGCUUGAAGCCUGCUGAAGUUGAUAUGAUGGCGUACCCAGCGCCUGUCCAGCGGUUGUUAUCCGUUGGCACCGAUCCUGCCAGCAACGUGAUGGCGAGCGCCGUCAAAGGAAACUCAUGGGCCCCGGCGAUGCAUUUGCCAGUGAAGGUUGUGGCUUCAACCGGUCCGGCGACACCGGCAACGAUGACGCCAACCACUCCUGUUAUGUCCUUCACUUCAACACCAAGAACAUCAGUUACAGGCUCGCCAGCAUUGCGGUCAAGCUUUGGCACGGCAGUCAUGCACCCGCCAGUGAUACCGUGGCGAGAAGGAUUAGGCCAACAAGCAGCGACAUCCGUGUUGCAGGAGCCCAUCAUGAUGCUGCAGCCGCCGCCAGCACAGGCCUCUCCAGCUGCAACCUACACUGCGUCCAGCAGGAUGCCUCAGCACAGGUCGCCACCGCUUGCUGCAGGAGCAGCAGUAGUUGACCGAAGUGACUUGGAGACUCGCCUUCGUGCAGCAAUCCAACAGGAUCUCGACCAGCUCAUUGAAAUGCAGCUGGAAGAAUGCGGCUUGCGGAAGGAAGCGGCCACAGCAAGCUCAGCCAAAGUCAGAGCUCGGGCUGGAGGCCAACAGCGAAGUGAGUCACCUGGUGUCCGAGCAAUGGCACGUGGCCACGCAACGCCCCGCGCCAGUUGGUCCAAGUGCACGAAGCACAGUCAACUGGAAUUCGCUUAUGGUCACUUGCCAGCACAAGCUGAAGCACAGACGCCGCGCUGCCGUGAUCGAAGAUCCUUAUGUGAAAGAGCAGGGCUUGAUUCGACUCCAGUUCCGUACCGGUCAAGGAGGCCGAGGGAGAUGAGCCCUCGUGGAGUUGGCUACGGAGCGUUGACCCAGGAGCAGCUUGCAGAGAAGCUUCCAUGGCUGAAGAUACAGACCGUGCGACGAGCAGAGUGCGAGUUACGCAGUUUGUCACCAGCACGGGUGAACGACAGAUGGCGAUCUUCACUUCGACCCGAUCAGCUUGAUUACGUUCCAAGCAACACUUUUGAUAGCCUCAGGGCAGUUGAGUGCGAACGAGCCGUCCAUCUAUCAGGAACGGAUCUGGAGCACCUCGAACCUGUUUUUUAUCUUAGAACCAACUGA